Beta vulgaris subsp. vulgaris (sugar beet) is the source of this 2142-nucleotide messenger RNA. Its product is annotated as protein NUCLEAR FUSION DEFECTIVE 4-like. The transcript is spliced from 3 exons. NCBI's taxonomy places the organism in Eukaryota, Viridiplantae, Streptophyta, Magnoliopsida, Caryophyllales, Amaranthaceae. The coding region runs from base 154 to 1860 and encodes 568 amino acids. The record is from RefSeq and is a predicted model, not a curated record. Gene Ontology annotation, cellular component: membrane.
UUAUAAUUACACUUCUCUUCUUUUCCCUCUCCUCUAGUCCUCUGCUUUUUUUUUUAAUGAACUCAAAAUUAAACACACCCCAUUUUUUCCCUUGAAAAUCAAAUCAAACAACAUAAAUCUCUCUAAAAUUGUAGAAAGAAUCCACAAAAUUAAAUGGCGAUGAACUUGAAAAUGGGCACAAGACCACCUUGGGUGGGUCUUGGAGCAGCAGUUUGGGUGCAAAUUGCAUCAGGAAAUGCUUAUAAUUUCCCUCUUUAUUCACAUUCUUUAAAAUCAGUUCUGAAUUUGAAUCAAAGACAGUUAACAAUGCUUGGAGUUGCAAAUGAUAUUGGAGAAAAUGUGGGUCUUCUUCCUGGGAUUGUGUGUAACAAAUUCCCACCAUGGAUUGUUCUUGCAAUCGGGGCUUCUUGCUGUUUCUUUGGUUAUGGUGUUCUUUGGCUUUCCCUAAGUCGCAUUGUUCUAUCUUUGCCAUAUUGGCUGUUGUGGCUGGCACUUGUUGUCGCCACCAAUAGCAGUGCAUGGCUGAGCACUGCAGUGCUUGUUACCAACAUGAGGAACUUUCCUGUUAGUCGAGGAACAGUUGCGGGCAUCUUGAAAGGCUAUGCAGGCCUAAGUGCUGCUGUUUAUACAGAGAUCUAUAGUGUUAUUCUUCACAGCUCUUCUCCCAACCUCUUGUUGUUCCUGGCUCUUGGAGUUCCUAUCUUAUGCUUUAUUGUCAUGUAUUUUGUACGACCUUGUACCCCAUCUUCCCGAGAAAGCUCUGCUGAGAACUGUCAUUUUGCUUUCAUCCAAGUUGCUAGUAUUUUGCUCGGCAUUUAUCUUCUCUCAACCACUAUUCUGGGUUACGUUUUUUCUCUAAACCGUCCUAUGUCCUACAUUAUACUUACCUUCAUGAUAGUCUUCCUUAUGGCACCUCUCAUGAUUCCGUUAAAGAUGACACUUUUCCCGUCAAAUUCUAGGCAGAGUAAUAUGAAUGCACAAGAAACGGGGUCUUCAAGUUCCUUGAUUGAAUCCACAGAACCAUUGUUAACUCUGUCAUCCUCGGCAGGAAAUUUGGGAAGUGUUUAUGAGAAUGAAGACUCAUCAGACAUUAAUAUGCUCCUUGCUGAGGGAGAGGGCGCCAUAAAGAAGAGGCGACCUAGACGUGGGGAGGAUUUCACGUUCCAGGAAGCAAUUAUUAAGGCUGAUUUUUGGCUUCUUUUCUUGGUAUACUUUGUUGGAGUUGGUUCAGGGGUGACAGUUCUUAAUAACCUUGCUCAGAUAGGGAUAGCAUUUGGAAUGCCAGACGCAUCAAUACUCUUAUGUCUCUUCAGCUUUUUCAAUUUUGUGGGCCGUCUUGGUGGCGGUUCUGUUUCUGAGUAUUUUGUCAGGACAAGGACACUUCCUAGGACAAUCUGGCUGACAUGCACACAAGUAAUAAUGAUAAUCGUGUACCUUCUGUUUGCUUGGGGUGUUGAUGGCACCCUCUAUGCUGCAACCGGGAUGUUAGGUCUCUGCUUCGGUGUUCAAUUCUCUAUCAUGAUCCCCACUGCCUCUGAAUUGUUCGGGCUGAAGAACUUCGGGAUAAUCUACAACUUCAUGUCUAUUGGCAACCCACUUGGUGCACUUCUCUUCUCGGGUUUACUAGCCGGAUACAUUUAUGAUAUUGAGGUUUCAAAGCAAUAUGGUAUAAAUAUCCCAUAUGCUAACUCACAUACGUGUUACGGCCCAAACUGUUUCCGGAUCACUUUCGUUGUACUGGCUUGUAUAUGUGGCAUUGGCUCCAUCCUGAGUAUUGUUUUAACCACACGGAUAAAACCCGUGUAUCAAAUGCUUUAUGCUGGAGGAUCCCUUCGGCAGCCUUCAAGCACAAAUGAAUGAGAAUCCGGAGCUUGAAGUUUGUGAGGUAGCAUAUGAUUUACCAGCCUUUCUCUUGGCUUUUAUGUAAAUGUAGAUCAUAUAUAGUAUAGAUGUACAGAAGGAAGAAGGCCAAAAUAUAUGUGCUUGGUCAAAUCAGAACUUAUAGGUCUUUGAUUUGUCUGUCUGAUUGGUGAAAAUAUAUGAUGGGGGUGUAAUACUGUGUAAAUUUAGGAUUGUGCUAUAAUCACAUGGUGUAGCUAUUGAAUUCUUUUGAAGAUGAUAAUACGAUAAAAAGGUUACCUA